Molecule: messenger RNA, 2629 nt
Organism: Phycodurus eques (leafy seadragon)
Lineage: Eukaryota; Metazoa; Chordata; Actinopteri; Syngnathiformes; Syngnathidae
Product: gastrula zinc finger protein XlCGF52.1-like
Exons: 2
Coding region: 94-1176 (360 amino acids)
Biological process (GO): regulation of transcription by RNA polymerase II
Cellular component (GO): nucleus
Molecular function (GO): RNA polymerase II cis-regulatory region sequence-specific DNA binding; DNA-binding transcription factor activity, RNA polymerase II-specific
Source: RefSeq, a predicted model, not a curated record
ACCAACGAAGAAGAAAGGGUAGCCGUUAGCAUAGCAGUUCGCAUUAGGGCCAAAGUGCGACGGUCAAGCGUUGAUCCUGUGCGCAACAUCAAAAUGUUGAAGGUGUUGAUAAGGGAGCGACUCGCUGCGGCCGCCGACGAAAUCUUCGGAUUGUUCGAAAGAACGAUAACGUCGUACGAGGAGCAACUUUGUCGAGCGAGAGAGGAGAGCGAGCGACAUCGACGACAACUGGAAGCUGUUCACAAGACUCACACUGUGAUAUGUGGGGCAGACCUUCAGCAGGUGCUUAGUGAUCAGGGAGAACUUCCCGCUCGGCCGCAUCCACAGCCCUCACAUGUUAAAGUGGAAGAGAAGGCUCCACAGCCCAUCCACAUUAAAGAGGAAGAGGAGCAUCCACAGGCCACUCAGGUUAAAGAGGCAAAGGAGGACCUAGCGCCCCUCCAUGUUAAGGAGGAAGAGGAGGCUGACGUCAACAAGUUCCCACUGACAGGUGUCUCUGCUGAGAGUGACGACGACGAAGACAAAACGCUUCGGUCGUCGCAGCUUCAUCGUCAUAGUCCAAGUGGAGACCACUGUGGAGGACCACCACCAGGCAACCUCUUAGCUCCACUGUCAGACAGUGACGACAUUGAAGAACCUUUGAGGAGCAACGCAGACUGUGAGGGUGACGACAAACGGUCAAAAUGCUCUGAAAGUGAGACAACUUGGAAGAUGAAAACUUCUCAAACACAAAUGAGAACAGGCACACAAGACAACAUUUUCAGUUGCUCAUUAUGUAGCAAGAUAUUUCGACAAAGGACAAAUUUAGUUUCACACAUGAGAACACAUACAGGAGAGAAACCUUUUAGUUGCUCAUUUUGUGGUCAAAGAUUCACUCAAAAGACAAACAUGGUCAAACACCUGAGAACACACACAGGAGAGAAACCCUUUAGUUGCUCAAUUUGUUUAAAAAGAUUCACUGUAAAGUCAACUAUGGUAAAACACAUGAGAACACACACAGGAGAGAAACCCUUUAGUUGCCCAACUUGUGGCCGAAAAUUCUCUCAUAGGGCAGCUAUGGUAAUUCACAUUAGAACACACACAGGAGAAAAACCUUUUCAUUGCACAACUUGUGGCCGAACAUUUUCUCAUAGGGCAGCUAUGGUAAGACACAUAAGAACACAUAUAGGCGAAUAACCCUACAGUUGUGCAACUUGUGGUAAAAUCUUCUUUCAAAAGCCCCACCACACACACACACAGAUUUCGGGUACCGACCAGCCGUAAGAGGAGAUUGGGGUUCUUCUUCGUACCUAUCCUUUGAACCAGAAGCGUGAGUCACGUAGGUCACAGGUCAUGAACUUCAAGUCUCACGCAAGUCCCAGGUCACUGUUGGAAAAAAUCAAGCAAGUCAAGUCAUUACUUGGCUUACGCAAGUCGCAAGUCAAGUCAUACAAUCUUGCUCUAGUCGCAACAUAUAUUGGAGCGGGAGUAAAAUGUGUUUUUCACAAAUCAUAACACGAAAAAAAAAAAGUAUUCACACUUUAUGAAAGUUAGAUAAACAACUGAGAUUAGGAUUGGUUGAAAUUGUUGCUCUGAAUUGUUUUAAAGUUGUAUUUCAAACUCAAUUUAAUUCAACUUUGUUUCUGAACAAACUCUGCUGUGUACUUUGCGGUGACAGCCUUGUAACUCCUACGGCUCCGAAGACAACACAAUUGGGCAAAAGCCAAGACUGUUUUCUGUUGGUCAAAUGUAACUAGGUGUGUAUCUAAUGGGCCAAUAGAGAAUGAAAGAGAUUCAUAAUUAAGGGAAUAAUACAUCACAUAAAAAUGUUGCCAUCCUUAAAACAAAAAAAGUAAUGCCAACAAAAUCGGCAUUUCUGGCAAAAGUGCCCCAUACGACACUUUAAGCUAAUGUCAUUGUACUCGACAUAUAAUGAUUUACUUAUCUUUCUUACAGCUAAUGUCCUGUCUUUUGUUAUCCUCUCUUCCUAUAUUAUUUAGUUAGCUUUUCACUGUCUCUCCAUUUUUGCUUUUUUCUGUCACUUCCUUUUCAAACUUUUUUUCUGUCCCACUGAAAUUUUCAGUAAAUAUCCAUCAGCUUAAAAACUCCACGGUGGCACAGUAAAACUGUUCCAGCAUUAAAAGGAUACAUAUCCUCCUUUCUGUUUGAAAAAAACAACAAAAACAACUGUAUAUUCCUCCUGUGUCAUCUACUUUAAUUAAAUCACUCAGUCGCAUUUAUUAAUUUGGAAGCACUGACUAUGAUUCUGUAAUUCUUUAUGAAUGAUGUCGUGUUACUACCAAUGUUUGCAGUAGAGAUUCCACUACAUGGCGUGGCCCUUCUAUAAUCAAUCAAUCAAUAAAUAAAGAUAAAUAAUCCAAAACAAAUAAUAACACGCCAAUGUCACAAGUGACAUUUUCAUGAAAUAACAUUGAAGGCAUUGAAAUGGGCACUUUCAAAAACAAGUGGUUUCUAAACACGUACGACGCCCGAGCUGAGCGGAGCUGCCACAAGGCUCGAAGGCGGAAGUGACGCAAAAACUCCCUUGUCCGUUGGCGGGCGCUCAAACAGUAACAAUUCAGCUGCACACUCAAUCAGUUAAAAUCCCAAAGGGUACGUAGGGAGAAUGAUCAUCCUUCAUUUUCUUUCU